UGUACAAGAAGUAUGUUGGAAAGAUUAUUAAAAUUAUUAACUUCUCGUAAUGAAUUCUUAAAAAAUCAUCAGGAUAAAAGCUCAUUAAAAUCUUAUGCACAGGAUCGUCUUUCAUCCAAUAUAGCACUUGAGAUAGCAUUGUUAGUUUUAUUAUGCUCUUCCGACAUUGAUAUCUGCACAAUGGCAAUAAAUUGUUUUAGUCAAUUAUGCCAAGAAGCUAAUCUGUCAGGUGCAAUAUUAAGUCAUGAUAUUGAAGAGGCAAACGAUAUCAUACCAUAUCAUAUGACAAUUGUAGAGAAUAUGAAUGUCUAUAACGAAUUAUCAGAAACCGCAGAUAUGUUUCAUGGAAAGGUAGCCCAACAACGUCGCAUACGUAAAUUGUUGCGUAUGAUGACUAAACCCACUCCAGGUAAUCUUGGUGCAUGGGAAGAAGCUUGGCGAAGAUGGAGACAAUCGAUUACCCAAUUCUCAAGAACCCCCGAUGAUCAAUUCAUUGAAUCUCCGGAUAGAAUCAGAAGAUUCAUUGGCAGGGGUCGAGCUACAAUCCCUAUUCCGCAUAAACUACCUGUGUCUCAUAGUUCUUCAUUUUCAAUCCCUGACAAUCAACUUACCGAAUGGCAGAAUUACACAGGUUUUUUAACAUCAUUAGGAGGAUGUUGUGUAGAUGAUAAAAUAUUAAAUAGUGCCAACGAAUACGUCGAUAAUAGAUUAUCAAUGCCACAACCAACAGAUUAUCAUACUAUGGUCGAGAAAUUUAUACAUGAGAUGGUCGAUUUAUUAACAAAUGAAAGAGUGUUUAUCGGUGAAAUAAUCAGAGAAACGUUAGGGAAUGAGUUGAGUCCAAGAUUGUUUGUGAUACUGUUUCGAUAUCUGGAAACACUAGUAAAGGAUUUUUUUUCAAAUGGUCAAGUAAUCUCAUCUCCCAAGAACACGGUCAUGGUGGAACAAUCCAUCAUUGUGUUGAAACUUAUCUUGGAUCGUAUACAUGAUUCAUCAGAACAUUUUUAUACUUGUGAUCUUGGCAACUUGGUACUUUCGUUUGCCAGAUAUUUAAAUAGUUUGGGCACUAAUAAUAUAGCUUUACGUAUAAAAAGGAAAAUUUGCGUCCUUACGGAAACUUUAAUGAUCAAAAAGGAGUUUGUGAGUCUCAGACAGGAGAUCAAGUUAAGAAAUAAUUUGUUGGAAAUGAUUAUCGAGUGGACUUCUGACUUUUCAACCAAUGAAAAUUCUAUAGGUUUAGAAAAUACUGUAAAUAAAAAUGAAAAAAUGCACCGAGAAUUGGAUCAAGCAUGCCUAAAAACCAUAGUUGCGCUAUUGGAUAAACUUCCACUACAACCUUCUGAUACAAAUCUUAAUACGGAUUUGGCCAGAUCCAAAUCUAGACUUUUUUAUAAAUAUUUCUCAUUUUUUAUUAAAUUAUUAAAUCGUUGUCGUAUUCUUGAGGCAAUCGAUCUUGGAACACACUCGGCUAAAAAUAAUCACGAUUUACAAAUGCUAUUAUCAAAAUCAAGAGACUUUGUUAAAGAUCUUGGACCAUUGAAAGAUUAUACAAUUUUGGCGCUUAGCAACCUAUUGAGUGCAAAUGUUGAUUCCGGCUUGACAUUUUCACUUUCAAUGGCCUACCACGAAGAUUCAAAGACACGAACAGCAUUUAUGCAGGUUCUUACAAAUAUUCUUAAUCAAGGAGUAGAAUUCGAAGGAUUGACCGAGAAUGCUAUGAAAGAACGUUAUGAAAGAUUGGUUAAUGUGUUCACAGGGCCAGAUUUGGAUUUUGCACUUUCAUUAUGUGAAGUUUGUCCAGUUAUAGAACAAGAAAAUCUUGCCGAGGUGCUGGUACUCGCGUUUGAUUCUCGUAACAAUUUACUACCUUUAUUAAAAGCAAUGUUUGACAAAGAAGUUUCUAGAACAUUCAAUGAUUAUGAUUUGCUUCGACGAAAUAGUAUUGCGACAAGAAUGUUGGGAUCUUUUGCUGAUAUUUACGGUGACGAGUAUUUGCGCGAGACGCUUCAGCCAGUUUUCAAUAUGUUAUUACGAAAACCAAAAAAUUUCAGAUGUGAAAUUGAUCGUGAAAGAAUGACUACAGAUGAUAAUAUUGUUAAAAAUUUAAAUAAUUUAAAAGAGGUUGCUCAAUCAUUUUUAGAUGCCAUCUUUGCUUCUUCUUCAACAAUACCAAAAAUGUUUAAAUCUGUAUGUUACCAUCUAUCUAAAUCGGUGGGCGCUAAAUUUCCUGACUCAUCUCAAACAACAGUUGGUUCAUUUUUAUUCUUGAGAUUUUUCAAUCCAGGUAUAGUUGCACCAGAUACCAAAAAUCUUUGUAAACCAAUUACCGAAGAAAGAAUAAAGCGCAUAUUGCUGUUAGCCACUAAAGUAAUACAAAAUUUGGCCAACAAUAAAAGGUUUGGCGCAAAAGAACCCUAUAUGGUUGACAUGAAUAAAUUUUUAGAGUCUAAUAUUGAAAGAUUUAACGAAUUUUUACGUGAAAUUUCCCAAAAAGAAUAUUCAAUUGAAGAAUUACGAGAAAAUGAUGUGCUCCCGCGUAGAUUAGAUGAUGCUCAUAAAAAAAUUUUACACAAACUUUUGUAUGACAAUCAAGAAAGGAUGAGUAGAGAUUUACAAACUCGUAGAAUUAAACCUUAA
Molecule: messenger RNA, 2637 nt
Organism: Entrophospora sp. SA101
Lineage: Eukaryota; Fungi; Glomeromycota; Glomeromycetes; Entrophosporales; Entrophosporaceae
Source: the annotation of a GenBank genome assembly